AUGAUUCUUUCGACGCAAAUAUCCAGGCUAGAUGGCCUCAUGCUCUGCGCCUCGGUCGACGAUGAACAGUCCGAGGCCGCCGCCCUCAGGGAGGUCAAGCAGCAGAUCCGCCAAGUCCUGCGCAAGCUCACGCGCAACUCGGAGUCGCAGGCGUCCAUCGAGACGGGCGCCUACACGAUCCACUACCUCGUCGAGGCCGACGUCAUCUUCCUCUGCAUCUGCGAGCGUUCCUACCCGCGCAAGCUCGCAUUCACCUAUCUCGCCGACCUCGCCCGCGAGUUCUCCACGACGCACCCGCCCGCCCAGGUCCACUCGCCGUCCCUGCGGCCCUACGCCUUCAUGGACUUUGACAACUUCAUCGCCAAGACGCGCACCCCCUACGCCGACGCCCGCGCCGCCCAGAACCUCGACAAGCUCAACGACGAGCUGCGCGACGUCACAAAGGUCAUGACCAAGAACAUCGAGGACCUGCUCUACCGCGGCGACAGCCUCGAGCGCAUGGGCGAGAUUAGCAGCCGCCUGCGCGACGACAGCAAAAAGUACCGUCGCGCCGCCGUCCGCAUCAACUGGGAGCUGCUGCUCAAGCAGUACGGGCCCUUUGCCGGACUCGGUCUCUUCGUCUUGCUCUUCAUCUACAUGCGCUUUUUCUGA
Molecule: messenger RNA, 651 nt
Organism: Hirsutella rhossiliensis
Lineage: Eukaryota; Fungi; Ascomycota; Sordariomycetes; Hypocreales; Ophiocordycipitaceae
Product: regulated-SNARE-like domain-containing protein
Exons: 3
Coding region: 1-651 (216 amino acids)
Biological process (GO): retrograde vesicle-mediated transport, Golgi to endoplasmic reticulum; endoplasmic reticulum to Golgi vesicle-mediated transport; vesicle fusion with Golgi apparatus
Cellular component (GO): Golgi membrane; SNARE complex; ER to Golgi transport vesicle membrane
Molecular function (GO): SNAP receptor activity
Source: RefSeq, a predicted model, not a curated record